AUGUCUGUGGUACACCAGCUGUCACCUGGGUGGUUACUGGAUCAUCUUUCUUUCAUUAACAAGAUGAACUAUCAACUUCACCAGCAUCACAAGCCUUGUUGCAAUAAAAAUGUGCCCACUUCUGCCCACUUUGGUGCUUGUCAAAUGGAUUCUGUGUCUUCUUUUGGACCCUGUGCUACAUUUACUGCUUCUGACUUGACCACUAAGCCUGAGAAUGAUGAUAGACAAAAUAGUGAUACAUUCAUACAAAAAUAUGUUUUUCGAUCUGAGUUAUUUGAUGUCACCAAACCUUAUAUAACUUCAGCUGGUCAUGAAGAAUGCCAACGAAGUAUUGUAAAGGAAGAGUUAAUGGAUGGUGUUAAAAAAGAAGUCUCCACCUCUGUCAUUGGGAAGAAGCGUAAAAGAUGUGUGGUUUUCAAUCAAGGUGAACUGGAUGCUAUGGAAUACCAUACAAAGAUCAGGAGGCUGAUUUUGGAUGGAUCAUCACAGUUAGUCCAAGAAGGUCUCAAAAGUGGUUUUCUUCAUCCAUUUUCUGAAAAACAGGACACAUGUAGUGAGCAUAUUACUUUACCACAUAAUACUUGCAAUUUAUCAGAAUUAUGUGAAAUGGCAAAGCAUUUGUCUUCUCUUAAUGAAAUGGAACUUCAGACAUUACAAUUGAUGGAAGAUGAUAUGUCUAUUACAGAGCAGGAUUUAUUUUCACGGGUUGUUGAAAACAGCUCUAGCUUCACAAAAAUGAUUACUUUAAUGGGACAGAAAUACUUGCUGCCACCAAAAAGUAGUUUUCUGUUGUCUGACAUCUCUUGUAUGCAGCCACUUCUAAACUGUAGGAAAAAAUAUGAUGUAAUUGUGAUAGAUCCUCCAUGGCAAAACAAAUCAGUGAAAAGAAGUAACAGGUAUAGUUAUUUAUCACCUAUGCAAAUAAAACAAAUACCUGUUCCUGAAAUGGUUGCUCCUAACUGUCUUGUGAUUACUUGGGUGACCAAUAGACAGAAGCACCUGCGUUUUGUAAAGGAAGAACUUUAUCCUUCUUGGUCUGUGGAGAUAGUUGCUGAAUGGCACUGGGUAAAAAUUACCAAUACAGGAGAAUUUGUGUUUCCAUUAGAUUCUCUACACAAAAAGCCUUAUGAAGUGCUUAUACUGGGAAGAGUUCGAGAGAAAGCUGCUUUACCAUUUAGGAAUACAGAUGAAAAGAUGCUCCCUAUUCCAGAACAUAAAUUAAUUGUCAGUGUGCCCUGUACUCUUCAUUCACAUAAGCCACCUUUAACUGAAGUUCUAAAAGACUAUAUCAAGCCAGAUGGACAAUAUUUGGAAUUGUUUGCUCGAAACUUACAGCCAGGCUGGACUAGUUGGGGCAAUGAAGUUCUCAAAUUUCAGCACAUGGAUUAUUUUAUUGCUCUGGAGUCUGGAAGCUAA
Orycteropus afer afer is the source of this 1416-nucleotide messenger RNA. RefSeq names its product methyltransferase 4, N6-adenosine (gene METTL4). Gene Ontology annotation, cellular component: nucleus; RNA N6-methyladenosine methyltransferase complex; cytosol. Gene Ontology annotation, molecular function: site-specific DNA-methyltransferase (adenine-specific) activity; RNA methyltransferase activity; nucleic acid binding. NCBI's taxonomy places the organism in Eukaryota, Metazoa, Chordata, Mammalia, Tubulidentata, Orycteropodidae. The record is from RefSeq and is a predicted model, not a curated record.